AUCUAAUUGCAUUCUGGCGGGAGUUCGAGAUAGUAGAAAAUGGAAUCUCACAAAGUGCGUAAAUCAUGGUUCGGUACUGAUAGAAAUCCUUUGUGUGUAGCAUCUCUGGAUCAAGAUCGACCCUUCUUAACAGUUUCGCAGUCUUAUCUUAUUAAAGAGCAGUCGGAAUCUGACCAGAUCACCACGCAAAAUGAAAAUGCGAGUGGAACAAAAUCACCCAGUGGCAAUUAUGAAGUGACUUUACAUGGAGAUGAGAAUGAAGUUCCUUUCACAGUAAACGUUUCUGAUACUCUUUCUGUAUCCAUGUUCUCAAGAAGAGCUGUAGUAGAUUUCGGUACGACCAACUUUACAGGAAAGUCACUGACUCGUUUCUUGCUGUUAGUAAACCAUUUUGAUGGAGAGCAAUCAGUGAUGAUCCAACGUAGUCCGCCGGAAAAUGAAUUCACCAUUGAUUGGAUAACUUCGGAAACUGACAAUUUUACAUCUCGACCUUUCCAUCCUGCAAUAUCUAAACGAAUCAUCCUUAAACCUCUCCAUGGUAGAUCUCUCAUGAAGAUAACCUGGAUACCUAUUCGCGAUUCUGUCUCGAGUGGUGUUUACAGUUUUCAUCAUUUGAUUCAGUUUCGUGUUAAUGACGCUUACUUUAUUCAGGCUGUCAUUGUCGGUCGUUUGUUACCACCUGAAAGGCCUAGUCGUUCCAAGUUUCUUGCGCCUAGAAAAACAAUAACUAAUCGAUUUCCCAAUUUACCCGCUUGGACUAAAACUUCUUCCUCCAGUUCGUCUGCAUACUGUUCUAAAAAUAAGAUCAAAAAUAAACCUGUUGACUCACGUUCCAUUUCUCCAAUAUCCGAAAUUCAUCGUCACAUAUCUUCUUCAUUUUCUACACGACCUACAACCGUCUUUGGUCAAAGCUGUGAUUUCAAUGAUCUCACCACUUCUAGCUUCACAUCUGAAAGACCUCAGAAUACAGAUUUUUGUCGUCCACACGCAAUUGAAAAAUCAUUUAUCGAUGAAUUAAGUGCAGACGACUUUCUACUUAAAACAACAGAAAGUCGACGUCGAUCAAGUUCACAGCCGACAAGUGCUACUCCCACUAGAAAUCUGUCUAUUUUUGGUAGAUUUCAUGAGAUGAAGGAGCUGAGUUCGUCUAUACAGUCAAUAACUGGAUCAAAUAAGUUGUGCUCAGAUACGAAUUUAACUACAGAUGUGAAUUUUUUGAAUUGCACUGCUACAGCGUUUGUUUCACCGAAGCUUGUACGUUCACCUGCUUUGAAAGGAGUUAAAACAACAGAAAGUCGACGUCGAUCAAGUUCACAGCCGACAAGUGCUACUCCCACUAGAAAUCUGUCUAUUUUUGGUAGAUUUCAUGAGAUGAAGGAGCUGAGUUCGUCUAUACAGUCAAUAACUGGAUCAAAUAAGUUGUGCUCAGAUACGAAUUUAACUACAGAUGUGAAUUUUUUGAAUUGCACUGCUACAGCGUUUGUUUCACCGAAGCUUGUACGUUCACCUGCUUUGAAAGGAGUUACCUGUGCACCUGUAUCCACCUAUAAAAAGAAACAGGAUGGAAAUCUAUUUUACACUAACGUGACCUCUGUUUUAUCUGACAUGAGUGUUUAUGGUUUGACUCAGUGGCUUAAUGGUGUAUUUGCUCCAUGUAUUGCAGCUAAUAGUUACAAUGGACUUCCAACGACCUCUUCCAAGGAUAUUUGUGUAGUUGGAUCAAGUGUGUAUCAUUCAACAGUGGAGAAAGCAGUUGAAUUACUGAAUUCAACUAUUAUCAUGACUCCUGGAGAACGCAUAGAACGUGAAGUAGACAAUGGAAAGCUAACACAUGUCCAAAUGCUAUCAUUUCGUGUUGAUAAAGGUUCCCAACGUCGAAUUCAAGACCAUUUGUUGCUAAAUUAUGCUCCAAUCUGGCUUCAUCUUACUUUGGAUGCGUUAAUAAGUUCUUCUUCGACUCAGUCUUCUUCAUCAGUCACGUCACACAAUGUUUGCUCUACAACUAUACCAGAGAUUAAUGACCAACCCUACCCUGAGGAUAACAAAAAUGUAUAUACAAGUUGUUUAUCUAAAAAGAUACAUAGUUACCUUUUUGAUUCUUUCGAUCUGAAUAAACCAGUUUUACCAAUUAAACCAGCUGCUGAUAAUAAAAAACUAAAACGGUCGUCUCAUCAUACAACUAGAAACGAUACAAAUUCGACAAAGCCAAAUACAUUACCAAACCGUGAUAUCCUCUAUAAUCGUCAUGUGAUUAAACGAUUUAUCAUAUUUAUUUGGAUUAUAGACUGUUUUAAAAGGCAUAUGUUAAUUAAAUAUGAUCCAUGCUUAUUUCGCAUUAAAUCUGUCAUUAAAUCCUCUUCAUCGCUCUUAUUAUGGUUUGCUCAAAAUUUUCUUCAUGGUGAAAAUAAUCUAGUUCGUCAUUUAGCCUAUCUAGGAGCACAAGUUACAGUAAAUCAAACACCGCUAGAUGAAUAUCAGUUUACUGUUGAAAACUUGGCUGUAGACUUAAGGGAUGGUGUUCGUUUGGUAAAACUUGCUGAAUUAUUAAUUCCUACAUUAUCUACUGAGAAACCACCUACUGUCAUCAAACCAAAUAGUCUCAUGUCUAUGGUUCGAUUCCCUGCUAUAAGUCGCCUUCAAAAAAUACAUAAUGUUGGGGUUGCCCUGAAAUCGUUUGAACAAUAUGGUCAAAUAUCAAUGGCAGACGGGAGCUUAAUUGAUCCUCGUGAUAUUGUCGAUGGACAUCGUGAAAAAACCCUUACAUUACUUUGGUGCUUAUUGUUACGUCAUCAGGUUCUUGCCUUACUUGACCAUUCCGCAUUAGAAAAUGAAAUUCACACUCUUGAAACAAAUAUCAAUUCAUCCGAUACAAAUAUGUGUGUGAACGAAUUAAAUCAUCUAAAGUUAAAUAUAUCUACUGACAAUAAUGUAAAAGACGACAAAAACCAUAUGGCUCACUUCAAAUUACUGUAUUGGGCUUCUUUAGUUUGUCAUUUGUAUAAUGUUCCAGUUACUAGUUUAGAUGAAUCGUUUACAGAUGGUAGAGCAUUAUGUUAUCUGUUGCACCAUUAUUUACCAACUGUUUUACCUCAAGGUUUAAUUCGCCAGUGUACAACGUAUACUAAUAAUAAUCUAUCGGUUCCACUGCCGAACCACUUACUUAUACGUAACAAUCUGUUCAAUUUAUCGUUGUUUCAAAAGAAGCUCUCAGUGCUAGGUGAUGUUCCACUGCUUCUUUCUACUCCAAUUUCAUCGGCUAAUUUUAGUAAUAUUCUUCCACCUGGAUUAGUUAUCACUAUUUUAGCGUAUCUGGCUAACAGAUUGGUUGUUGGUCCUUCAGAUAAACAUAAAUUAAAUCUUCUUAUUCGUGAUAAUGCUGCAUGUAUUAUUCAAAAUGCCUGGCGCCGUUUUCAAGAUUAUAUUAAUUUCUCUAAGUUAAAAUUAAUACCUUAUGGAAGGGAAUGGCGUAAUGAAAGAAAGAGAAUCAAAGCAUGCAUUACUAUCCAGGCAUUUGUACGUGGUUAUCUUGUUCGUAAACAAGUUGUACAGAUCAAAUCCUUGAGGAACUCUGCUGCAAUAAUAAUCCAAUCUUAUGUUCGUCGAUUUUUAAUUCGAUGUUAUUUUGAACGCAUUCACCAAUCCGCUACCUUAAUCCAGAGCGCUUGGCGUGGUUACCAAGCGCACCGAAAUUAUACCCUAUUGAAAAAGUCCUGUAUUAUACUGCAAGCAUUUUCACGUGGAUUCCUAGCCCGUAGAUAUGUUGCACAGUUACAAGAACAUCGAAACAAAUCAGCAACAAUAAUACAAUCUCAUUUCCGUAGAUUAAUUGUUCAACGUAGCAUAGAAAAUUGGCAUAAGUCAGCUAUUCAAAUUCAAAGUGCCUGGCGAUGUUAUCACAUUCAUCAAAAAUAUAUCAUCUUAAAACAUGCAUGUCUAACAAUUCAACGAUAUGUACGUGGGUAUUAUGCUCGUAAAUUUGUUAUGGAAACACGUUCUAAAAGGACUUUGGCGGCCACCGUGAUACAAUCGUAUUUCCGAAGUUAUAUGGUCAGACUUGAGAUUUUCCAUUGGCAUAUGGCAGCAGUUCAAAUUCAGAGUAAAUGGCGUAGUUAUUUCCAUCGAAAACGAUUCCUAUCUUUGAAAUCGUGGUGUAUCACUAUUCAAAAAUAUGCACGAGGAUAUUUGGCUCGAGAACGUCUCGCAACAGUUCAAUAUAAUAGGAAUUCAGCAGCCACAGUUAUACAGUCUCAUUUUCGUAAAUUUCUAGUAUUGCGUAGAAUCAACAUUUUGCAUAGUUCAGCUCUACGAAUACAAUUAUUUUGGCGCUUUCAUCGCUCUCGGAGAAUUAUUACACAGUUUAAAGAUAUCGUCUUACUUGUUGUUGAACGUCACAAUUCAUCUCGCAUGAUUCAACGUUGGUGGCGUGCAUGUUUUCUUUUUAAGUUUAUAGCUAGGCAACGUUGUUCUGCUAUACGAAUACAAGCCACAUGGAAAGGUUUUCGAAUUCGUAAACAUUUGUUUGCUUUAUCUCAAUCUUCUAAAAAGGGCACAAACAUUACGAAAAUAUCAAGUCGAUUGAACGGUCGGGAAACGCAUCUUGUUACAUCUAAGUCAAAGUCUGCUCCAAAUUUGCAAAAUUCCAAGCCAAAGCUUCAUAAAGAAAAGUGUUUGCUUUCACUUACACCUUUGGAAGCCAAGUCUCUUAUAGAUAUUUGUUUCCGUUUGAAUAAGGCAACAGAGCGUGCCCAAAAUAAUCCACAUUUAACCUUAGCUUCAAAAGCCCGAAAUGCAUUGAAACAACUUUCUCACUCUACAUCUGUAAACCAAAUACUUGAUGCAAUCAAACUUUUAGAAACGACUACCGGUUUCUCGGCAGAACUUUGUUAUUGGAUAGUUGGUUUGUCACCUCCUAAAAAGCCAAUGUACAAUAAUGCAUGUUUCAAUGAGCAGGAUGAGAACUCACCAUGUGCACUUAUUCGUUUCUUUCAAAUUAUGAUGGCUUGUAAUCGUUCUGUUCCACAUGAAGAUAUUUUUAUAGCUAUUACAGGAAUUUUUUUAAAUAUUGGACGACGUAAAGAUCUAGUCAGUAAUCUAGAUUUAUGGUGGAAUCCUUUGACUUUUAAGUCAAAGAGACCAUUUGCCACUAAUGAGAAUGAAAAUGAAGAAUUUCAACAACCAGCUAUUGUACGUUUAAUAAAUACCCAGUUAAGACGUUAUCAAAGUCUUCCAGGUUUAUGUACAACUGUAUCUGAUUUACAGCUUUCUAUCUCUACACAGUCACAUCUCAAAAAACUUAGUCACGUUAAUUCAGUGGAAUCAAAAUUACCGCACAAUUCGGUGUCUAUUACUCAGAACAUGAGUUUAGUUGAAGUUUUAAUGGAAAUACUUCAGAGGACAUGGCGUGCUCGCCCUGGAACAGUGAGUGUACGCCUAUUCAGUCGUACUUGUUGUGUUUUGGCUCUUCUAUUCAAUUCAGCUCCUCCUCAUUUAUUUUCCCACAACUCUUUUUUAUUGCCCACAUUACAAGAAAUUUAUGAAGGACUUUAUCGCCGAUCUGACCCACAUUCUCGAUUUCACCUUAAUUUCGAUCCAAUCGGUGAUUCUACUAAUUUUCUAAAUGUUAAUGAAGUUCAUUUAAAGGCAUCAAACGCUCAAAUGAAAAAACUUCGUGCUUAUCUUAGUUGUGAAUUGGAUUGGCAUUUUCGUCCAACCAGAUCUCGUCUUAAUCCAUUAUUAGCUAUUCAAUACUUAUUAAUGAUUGCAAUGAGAAAAAUUGAUGAUGCAUAAUUGUUACUGCUUUCAUUGUAUUCUACGAAUGAUUCUAAAAAUUAUUUAUCUGUAUAUAAUAUAGUAUUUUUCUUAUAGUCUUCUCUAUCGGUAUUAUGUGUUAGCUGGAUGUGUUCUAUGUGAAUAUUGUUCGUUAUUACGUAAUCUUAAAUUGUGUUUUUUUUUACAUUCUACCUUUUUUUCCCCAUUAUCUACUUGGAUUCAUUGAAAUACUUCUGCGCAAUGCUUAUUCAAAUUGCCAGUUUAUAAUCUUUAAGUAUCCUCUUCUUCUUUUUUUUAGCUUCCCGUUUGGUUUUAUUGUAUGCAUUUGUUUACUUCUUAAAUAAACAUCUAGAAAACCAUAUUAUGGAUGAAUAUUUUAACUAUUUAAAAAAAAAAGUUGUAUGAUUU
Schistosoma margrebowiei is the source of this 6177-nucleotide messenger RNA. The record is from the annotation of a GenBank genome assembly. NCBI's taxonomy places the organism in Eukaryota, Metazoa, Platyhelminthes, Trematoda, Strigeidida, Schistosomatidae.